ACGGUGUGUUUACCGGCGGGGCGGGGCGGGGUGUCAAAUUUGAAACUCGAACCGCUGGUUGCUGCAGGUUGGGUCGGCGAGCGGCGAGCAGUCUUGAUUGUUUUAUGUUCAUUUAUUAUGCUAUUACCGUCACAAAGCACAUGACAUUGUUUGGAUACUUCUGAAACACUGUUUCUGAUAAUUUCCGUUCGGAAAAGUUCGACGCCCAUAAAAGUUGAGGUUAAUGUCAUUGUCGGUAACACUUAUUUAGAACUUGCAUAAGUAGAAAGACCAGUCAUUCUCUAUAGUUUGUAUUUUCUUGAGACAUAUCGUCAUUUGAUCGUGACAAAUCAGGCAUUAAAGAGGUAUCUAUCUCACAGUGGUCGGUAAUCAUGUAUGUAAACUGUCAAUAGUCAAUCAGUUUUCUAUCUGUCAUGAGUCGAGAACUCUCUGGGUCAUUUAUUCCUUCUGAAUCUACUUGUCAUGUAAUAGAUUAUUCUUCCGAACAUGCAGAUGUUGCAGCAUGUGUGCAGGAAGAAGGGCUCAUUAUUUUACGAGAAGGUCGAGUCAUUGGCUGGUGUGACAUAGGUGAAGGGCUUGUUCAUCGAAUAUCAAUAUUCUUUACAUAUCAACCAUUUUGCAAGAAUUAUGUGCUUCAGUUGGAAUCAUGUGUUAAAGUUGUUUCACAUGCAUCUUGUUUGAAGGUGACACACACCUUCGACAAUGUUACACGGUUUGAAAUUGGAGACUUUAGCCAAAAAGGGUUCCCCCAGUUGGGUCUCUGGAGUGAAGACCAUGAGGAUAUGCGUAUAACCGACCUCACAGCGUCAAGCUCUUCUUCCUUGAUCAAUCCUAAUCCUGUUGAGACUGUCCUUAGUGCCAAACUCAGGGGUUUAAAAGUGAGUGUUGAGAGGGUUCAUAAGCAAUUAGAAGAAAAGAGAAAGCUGCGCCGGCAUUGUAUGUUCCACAUUGUUGGUGUUAAUCACACUGAACAUUCUCCAUCACUAGACAAGUUGGUCCCUUUGAUAGGAAGUUUUUCAAACUCAAUUGAAGUUAAGAAGACAACAUCUAGACGCCACCUUGUCAUCAAGAACUCUUGGCAAAAACUACUUGACAGGAAAUGGGUCCUUGGUUGCGACGUGCAGAAUAACAGCUCUGGGCCGCUGCGCUCACUCUCGCUGUGCGUCUCGGGCGGCGUCCACGGCGUCGCCGACGUCGUCGAGUGGCGGGUCAUGGUGCAGCAGCCCCGCCGGAGGGGGAGGGGGGCCGACAGUGUGUACGCCGCCGUGCCGCCCCGCCCCCCCGCUUUCUCGGGCCGCAGCGCCGUCGUGGAGGUCCUCGGGCUGGUGAGCGCGGUGCUGCCGAACGGCCGAGAGACGUGGACGGGGCUGCCGGCGUGGCGGCUGUCCGUCGACGAGGUGCUUCGCGGCGACCUGGUGCCGUUCGGCGUCCGGGAGGGCCUCCGCGACGCCGAGCACGAGGACGUCCUGGCCAGCGCGGCGUGCUGCCCCGUGCCGGUGGAGCUCCGCGUCGACGGCCGCGAGGGCCUGGCCGACCGCGUCGUCGGCCUGCUGCGCGACGCCAACCUGCGCGCCCCGGACGGCGGCCCGGACGGCCCGCUCGUCGACCACACCCUGCUGGUGGGGACCGGGCCCCCUGAGACGCCCCUGCACGGCGCGCUGGUGCUGCUGCACGUGCACGCCACCAACGCCUGCUCGCUCCACGUCCGCGCCAGGGACGCUCGCCACGUGUUGCUGCUCGCGCACCGCCUGCUGGCCGGCCUGCCGCAGCACACCAGGCUGCGCGCGGUGGGCCGGCGGCGCCACGACGCCGACCUGGGCACGCCGGCGUUGGCGCGCGCCCUCAUCAAGGCCCUGAGCGCGGAGCUGCGCGCCGUCACGGCCCGGGACCGGCGCCUCCCCCGCGACGCGCUGCACGCCCUGGAGGUGGCCACGGACCUGGCGGCGCAGGCGCUGUCGGCCAGGUCCUGCCGUUGA
This is a messenger RNA of Thrips palmi, 1976 nucleotides long. RefSeq lists its product as uncharacterized. NCBI's taxonomy places the organism in Eukaryota, Metazoa, Arthropoda, Insecta, Thysanoptera, Thripidae. The transcript has 9 exons. The record is from RefSeq and is a predicted model, not a curated record. The coding region runs from base 414 to 1976 and encodes 520 amino acids.